Messenger RNA from Biomphalaria glabrata, 1880 nucleotides. RefSeq names its product protein trapped in endoderm-1-like. Gene Ontology annotation, molecular function: G protein-coupled receptor activity. Bases 10 to 1071 code for a protein of 353 amino acids. Gene Ontology annotation, biological process: G protein-coupled receptor signaling pathway. The transcript has a single exon. The record is from RefSeq and is a predicted model, not a curated record. Gene Ontology annotation, cellular component: membrane. Lineage: Eukaryota; Metazoa; Mollusca; Gastropoda; Planorbidae.
AUCUUCAAAAUGUGCUCAACAAAUGAAUCUUUUGUGAUGGCUGAGGAGCUCAGAAUUUUCCAUGUAGCCACAUCGAUGGCAUUAGGAUUUCUUGGCACUUUGGGGAAUUCUGUCUCCAUUUAUUUAAUUAUUAAGAACCAGCUGUACCGAAAUUGUACAAUGCUGAUGAUAAUUGACCUCUGCAUAGCUAAUUUGGUCAGCACUUUGUUCAUACUGCCCAUGAUAGCUGCCAGCAACUUAUAUAAACAAUGGGUGUUUGGCGACGGGGCCUGCCAAGGCUUUGCCUAUGUGAUGUAUGUGGUGAUUACAGCAGAAUGCAUUUUGCUUAUGCAUAUCACUGUCAGCCAGUACCUGGCUAUUAAACAUAAUGUGAAGUAUGAGCCUUGUCAGAUGACUGCUACCAUCUUCUUGCUGGUGUGCAUGCCAUGGGCCAUCUCCCUGGCCAUAUACACUGUGCCACUGCUGCAUGCCUGGGAUGAUUUUGGCUAUGAUCCCAAACGAGGCUACUGCACCAUGGUGAACAUCAAAGGUGAGCGCAGUUUUCAUUCUGUUCUAAGCAUUAUCUUUAUCUCCAUCAUCUCCCUUGUGACCAUCUACUGCUAUGCCUCAAUCUACUAUGUCCACUUCAAAUCACAGAAAAGAACACUGACCACAGUCAAGGAAGCUUCUACAAGGUUCAGAGGUCAAGCUCGCAACACUCAACUUAUUAAAAUGAUCACUGUCAUACUUAUUAACUACAGCGUAACCUAUAUCCCAUUCCUAAUCAUGAGCAUCAUUGAUCCUUGUGUUCAAAUGACACCAGUGUUUCUAUAUACAAUGGUCAUCUACAUCUCAUGGUCACAUACGGCCACUAACCCGGUCAUCUAUGCCCUGAUGAAUACAAAGAUCAAUGCAGUGUGGAGAAAGUUCCUGUCCUGUGAUACUUCCCGCAACAAGGUGGACAUCCAAAAUGUCCCAGUCACUGAAUACCAGCCUGACACUUUAGCACAACAAUCAUAUGACAUAAAUAGCAAGCCUAUACAAUGUGUCAUUGUUCAUGGCAUUCAAUCAAACUCAGAAUAUACAUUGUGAAAAAACAAAGGGGAGUAAUUGAACAGCUGAUAACUAGAAUGAGAACAACCAGAAAACACUGAGACAUAAAAUACUAAACAGUACACAAAAAGAUCAUGAAUCUAAGAUUGUGACAGACAUGAAGGAAUCUAGUUUAACAAUGUCUAAGUCAGUGUGUGACUACUUAAAUCAGUAUAUCUUUGGACGAAGGAUUGUUUGCACAUAUUUUCAAAUUGAAUUGACGUUAAAAUUUACAAAUAUUCUUUCACAAAGGACCAGGCACAAUGGACACUAGUGAGUAAAAAGCACUAAUUUCAUUUAUGCUGAUCAAAGCCAAAACAGGUCACUGUUACGUUUGGGGGAAGAAAACAAUAAAAUAAUAAUGAUGUUAAUAAAAAACAAAUUUGGAACAUCUAAUUAUAGUUAUCACUUGGCUGGUAGACUCACAAGCAAUGUUAGACAUUUUUUUCCCAAUGGUACAGCAUCUAACACCAAAUGACUGUAUAUUUCCACAACACAGAGACUGCUACAAUCCCAGGAAUAAACAAAUGUGCAAACUAAACUUUUGCUUUCUGCCUAUGAUUGUAAAUGUAACUAAUGUCAAGAUAUAUAUAUCGGUGUAGGACUCAAGGUUCAAAAAGUAACUCAAGUGAGUGUGUUAAUAACAUUAUAUUGAAAUUUUUGAAUUGUGCAUGUCAAGCUGAAAUAUAUUACUGUUAAAGUUAUUAAUUAUUUUACAUUUAUUUUCCAUUUGAGUUUUUCUUCUGUCACUUUGUUAUACAAUUUAAAAUGUCAAUGAUUAUUACACUGACUUUAAAAAAAAAACAUGA